GGAGGGGGCGGGGGAGGGGGCGGGGCCAGCGGCGCGGGGCGGGGCCUAAGGCGGCGCGGGCGAAGGCGGCGACCCAGACAUCUGGGACUGUUGUUGUUCUCUCGCCUCACGCCCGCCUCAGUCAGUUCGAGCUGAGAUCCGGAGCUGCUCUACCAGGGAGGCGGGUGACAGUCUCCGCCUUCUCUCCCGGUUCCCUGGAGCUGCGGCAGGGGCUGGCGCUGACCGAACGCCUCGCGGUUGGUCUCCGAUGCCCUUCGGCGAGGAGGGGGCGUCUGGACCCUGGUGAGCGCACCCGGAGCCCCCCGACUCGGUGUCUUCACCCGCCCCUCGGGCCCGCACGCCCGUGUGUCUGCCAUGGCUGAGAACGCAGAUGGUGACCUGAACUCCAACCUGCUCCACGCCCCCUACCUCACCGGGGACCCCCAGCUGGACACGGCCAUUGGUCAGUGGCUGCGGUGGGACAAGAAUCCCAAAACGAAAGAGCAGAUUGAAAACCUCUUGCGGAAUGGGAUGAACAAGGAACUGCGUGACCGUCUUUGUUGCCGGAUGACUUUUGGGACAGCAGGACUUCGAUCUGCCAUGGGGGCAGGGUUUUGCUACAUUAAUGACCUUACAGUAAUACAGUCAACACAGGGCAUGUACAAAUACCUGGAGAGGUGUUUUUCAGACUUCAAGCAGCGAGGCUUUGUUGUUGGGUAUGACACUCGGGGUCAAGUAACCAGCAGCUGCAGCAGCCAGAGGCUUGCUAAACUCACUGCUGCUGUGUUGCUUGCUAAAGAUGUUCCUGUUUACCUUUUUUCGAGAUAUGUUCCUACACCUUUCGUACCAUAUGCAGUCCAGGAGCUCAAAGCGGUUGCAGGUGUGAUGAUUACGGCAUCUCACAACCGCAAAGAGGACAAUGGAUACAAGGUGUAUUGGGAAACUGGUGCUCAAAUCACAUCUCCUCAUGAUAAAGAAAUUCUGAAAUGUAUAGAAGAGUGUGUGGAGCCAUGGAAUGGUUCCUGGAAUGAUAAUUUAGUGGACACCAGCCCACUUAAGAAAGAUCCUCUCCAGGACAUCUGCAAGAGAUACAUGGAAGAUCUGAAAAAGAUCUGUUUUCACAGGGACUUAAAUUCAAAGACCACCUUGAAAUUUGUGCAUACCUCCUUUCACGGAGUUGGGCAUGACUAUGUGCAGUUGGCUUUUCAAGUAUUUGGUUUUAAGCCUCCAAUUCCUGUCCCAGAACAGAAAGAUCCAGAUCCAGAGUUUUCUACUGUUAAAUGCCCAAACCCUGAAGAAGGAGAAUCUGUGCUGGAACUCUCCCUAAGACUGGCAGAGAAAGAAAAUGCCCGGAUAGUGCUAGCCACAGAUCCUGAUGCAGACCGGCUGGCGGUAGCGGAACUUCAGGAGAAUGGUCACUGGAAAGUUUUCACAGGGAAUGAGUUGGCAGCUUUGUUUGGGUGGUGGAUGUUUGAUUGCUGGAAGAAGAGCAAAUCGGACGCUGAUGUGAAGAACGUUUACAUGCUGGCCACCACCGUCUCUUCUAAAAUUCUAAAGGCAAUUGCACUGAAAGAAGGAUUCCACUUUGAGGAAACAUUACCAGGCUUUAAGUGGAUUGGAAGUAGGAUAAAAGACCUCCUAGGACAUGGGAAAGAAGUCCUUUUUGCAUUUGAAGAGUCUAUUGGCUUUCUGUGUGGAACCUCAGUGUUGGAUAAAGAUGGAGUGAGCGCAGCUGUGGUUGUUGCCGAGAUGGCCUCUUUCCUGGAAACCAGGAAGGUAACCCUGACAGAGCAGCUGGCCAAAGUUUAUGAAAAAUACGGUUAUCACAUGUCAAAAACUUCAUAUUUCUUGUGUUAUGACCCACCUACCAUCAAAACUAUAUUUGAAAGGAUUCGCAAUUUUGAGUCUCCAGGGGAGUACCCAAAGUUCUGUGGGGCUUUUGCUAUCUUGCAUGUACGAGACAUAACCACUGGAUAUGACAGCAGCCAGCCCAAUAAGAAGUCAGUACUGCCUGUGAGUAAAAACAGCCAAAUGAUUACGUUUACUUUUCAAAAUGGCUGUGUUGCCACUCUUCGAACAAGUGGGACAGAACCAAAGAUAAAGUAUUAUGCAGAGAUGUGUGCAUCACCUGGCCAGAGUGACACUGCCUUACUGGAAGAAGAAUUAAAGAAGCUCAUUGACGCUCUGAUAGAGAAUUUUCUUGAGCCGAGUAAGAACGGCCUGACGUGGCGUUCUGUAUAGGGCACUUCAGUACAUUAUGACCUUGCACUGACAUGGAGCGAAGAACUCUAGACAGUGAACCUCGUGUUGGAAUUCUCUCGUCUGCCAAGUUAUCUUUCCCCUUCUCUUUCCUUUGUUCAGCUGGCUAAAUAGAUUAUAUACAUUUGAAAUGAAAAUGUUUUCAUAAUCUUAAAUGUCGGUCGUUACGUUGAAAGUGUUCAGUGGCCGCCACUCCUCCUGUAUCACAAACAGUACAAAAGUGAGUUUUCUUAUUAAACUGUGGUUAAGCUUAGUUACAUGAUGUAAUUGUGUAUAGCAUGGUUUAAAAUAAACAUUAUAUAAUAUAGGGUUAGUUAAAGAAAUUAUUUCUUAAAGGUGUGUAGGUUGCUGGGGUGUUCCACACCCAUUGUGGAAAAGUAUAAUUGUCAUGAUGUAGAUAUUGAUUUUCAAGUUAGAAACCCAGCUUGGUGGCACAUUCCUGUAAUUACAGCCCUCAGGAGGCUGAGACAGGAGGAUCAUUAUUUAAUUUAUGGCCAGCCUGGGUUGCACAGAAAGAUUCUGUCUCAAAAAAAGAAAAGUUUAUAGUUUUUUUGUUUUUUUGUUUUUUUAGGUUUUCUGACUUAGGACAGAUGUCACAGUCUGUGGUUUUGCACCUCUGUCUCAGGUGCCCUUGCUAUGGUGUAUAUUUACUGUAUUAUUUAAGACAGAUGUUUACUGAACAUAAAACAAUAGUGGCAACGCUCCUAGUGGCUUUGUUCUUGUCGAGUUUCUCAGUGCAUUCUCAGGCGCGGUGUGAACUGAACAGUGUUCCUGCAUUGGAUAUAACUACCAGUCCAUUUUCUGAUGGUUAAGGGAAAUCUUCCCAACUGUAUAGGUGCUUCCUAUAUAGAAAACAGAUUUGUUGGCUCUAAAAAUGGUUGUAGAAAAAGAUCUUAAUAAAAUCUGGCUUAAUGGAACUAUAGUCGAGUCUCCGUGCAAGGAUUCAGGCAUCGUAGCCUGUAAGUGGGAUGAGCGUGGCAUUUAUUUCACAGUCUUAUCGAAUUGCAUUUUUAUAAGUAGAUGUAAUCUUUUAUCUGAAAAGUAAUGCUGAUCUUAACAAGAAAUGGAACAUCAAGAUUUAAGUAUUUUCCGCCACCUUGAUUCAAUGCCCAGUCUCAUUUGAUCUCAGAAGCUAAACAAGGCUAAGCAUGGUUGUUGCUUGGGUGGGAAAUUUGGGUGUUAUGAAACACUGAAAGUGCUGUUUAAGACUAAGGUCAAUUUAUUUUAGUGUGUUCCUGGCUUUGGACUUUCUGAUAGUAUAAAUACCCUUCUUCUUUUUCCGUAUGAAAACAGUUUUCAGGAAAGUCAUCUGUGGUUGAUUCUCUAGCUCUCUGAAGAGCCCUAAUAGAGAAAUAUUGUCUAAGCUUUCCAAAUUGUGUAUCUUUCUACAUAGAUAACAUAAUACAUGCUAUAGUUAGUAUAACAGUAACAAAGCCUUGUGGUGUAAUUGUUUAAACAAAGUUGCCUAUAGGAUACAGCACUGAUAUUAAUUUUUUUGCUAAAAUAGUAAUAUAUUGCCUAAACAGAUUAGAAUGUUAAUUAAAUCACAGUUUGGUUUUUUUUUACAGAUUUGAGCUAAUUUUGGUUGAGCUUGUGUAAUCCAAACACAGUUUUCAAAUUAUGUUGCCACUAUUGUUUUGUUCCUUCCUUGCUGUCCUAGAGCUGGGUCCUAUAUGACUAUAGAGAAUAGCUAGUUAAUGUACAGUGCCAUUUUUCUGUAUGGGUUUAUUUUAAAGGCUUUGCAUUAGAGAAGAAGUAUAUAGAAUGUUUUCUUUUAUUCUUAAGAUAUAUAAAACAUUUUUGUUUAUUGGCUGUUAGGAGUAUAAUUGUAAUUUAGGAAAUGGCAUGUAUUCUACAAAGCUGUAUAUAUGGAAAACAUGCACAUUAAUUUCAAUGUCUGUGUUCCAGUGAUCCAAGAACAAAAUGAAACUAAAGUGAUGUGAUAGCUAUUCAUAAUCACAGAAGCCAUGUCAUGAUUGCCAUCCACUUAUGAAGUGGAUGUUUUUGUUUGAAUGCUUUAGCAUAUACAAGAUAUGUCAUCUUAAAGUGAAGUUACUGACAUUUGAGCUCUUAUCUUGAAAGGCUAAAUCCCAGUUAUGUGUACAGGUUCCCAACGUGUAUAAGUUGAGGAAACUAUUUGAUUUUGUCCAGAUUCUUGACUGUGUCUGAACAUGUUUAACUAAACGUGGCAUAGUGGGUGCAUAGGUCCCUAACAGGAAAGGAUGUCAGCCAGUGGGUCUCAGCUUUUGCGCUACAUUUGUUCAUUUCUUUUCUUUUCUCAACAAUAGUAUGAGAAUGAAUAUAUUUUCUUUGAGUGAAUAAAUCAAAACAGGUUUUUUCUGGAGCAUUAGGGAGAAGAAUUAGGCUGGGACAGAGCCCAGUGGUAAAGCACUUUUCUAGCAUGCAGAUAAAGCAAAGAUAGUUGCCAGACUUGCAUGAUCUCUGGCAAUGCAGGGGUAGGAGGGUUGAGGGAGAAGGUUGUCAUUGAUGGGCAAAAAUCAAAGAGUAAAAUGGAAAUAACAGUAGAGAUUGACAGACAGUAUAUAAAAGUCAGCAAUGGCAGCAUGAGAAAUGCUUCUUGUGAACCAUAAUCCAAGUGCUAUUAACAGUGGGGUGAACUGUACGUGAACGGUGGCCGUUCACUUGUGUUUGUAAGCAGACGGCAAGUCUACCGUUUUCCUUCAGUCAUGAUCACUGAAGAGAAGCCCCAUUCUAGGAGGAAAGGAAGAAGUUCUCUUAUUAUGGAUCCCAUUCCUCCUGGGAUGUUCUUUUAGAAUCACAUGAGAACAGGAGACAAGAAAGAACAAAGCUAAAAGAAAUAAAACUAAGGAUUGUAAAGUAUAUCCUCUAAGAAAAAGUUCAAGGAAUUAAGAUCGUCAUACUCUGACUCAUUAACUAAAUCAUAAGUUAUUCAUUGGGGUUUCUACUGAAGGUAUCAAAGUAAGGAACACUAAUGGCAUCCUGACAAUCUGUAGUGAAGACACCAGAAAGAAUAAGGACGUAAAAUGAAUAGGAAAGACCUGUUAUAAAAACAAGAAAAGAAGACAUGGUGGGUAGAAGGGGACUAGUUAAAAAGGGUGUCAGCGGGAGUAGGGCAGGAUUAAGAGAAGGGUGAUGGGGUGACGGUGAUCAAAAUGCAUUUUAUACACAGAUGAAAUUGUCAGAAAUAAAUGAAUAGACAACGUGAAAUGUUAAAGAGGUAAGAAUUUUUGGGGGGAGGGACGAUCUUGAAACCUAUGUAAAGAUUCCUUCAUACACACUUUAAGAAUCAGGUUGGAACAAGACUUCUGUAUAGAACUCUAAUGGUGAGUUGUGUUCACCCCGUAUCUAGAGUCCGGCUCACAAAUAUCUUGUGUAUAUUUUGAAUGGUAGGUGCAUGAGCACAAUAAUGGGUGUUCUUUUUAAUUUGCAAACUGUAUGAAACUUGAACACACUCGUGUUCAUCUAGGAGAACACACAGCUUUGUAAGAUAUUUGAGAUCUAUCGCAAAUAUAAAAGUAUCAGUAUUUGGCUACAGUAACUUAAGACACAUUCCAAGAGAAUGGAUACUUUGUGAUGUCUGCAUGCAGACCCCCCCCCCCCCAAUUUCUUCAAGAUGCUUCUGGAAUUGAUACAACAGAAACCUUAAGUGGGAGUCUCCUUGGGAAGUUCAACAAAUGCUGCUACUACUUCUAUUUCCAGACUUUUCCACUGGUAUUUCCAAAGCUUGAAAAAUACAAAUUCCACUUGGAUACAUUUAAUUUCACACCUUUCUUGCUCUACCUCCCUCUUCCCAUGGCAUCCUUCUACCUUCUGUUACUGUGAAACGCGACUGCCCUGUUACCUCACUGGUCAGAAUAUUAACUGUUCAUUCAGAUGCUUUAAACUCGGUCGUGACUGUUUACAGACUGUUGUUUUACUGAUGUCAGAGUAUUUGAGAUGUGCUGUAUGAAAUAACUUUAAUGUCUUUUAGUGCCUGUUUCUGCUUGUCAUAGAUGGUGUUGCCGUGGCCUUUUACAAUGCAUUUAUCUUCUGAAUUUGUUCUAGAAACUGAUGAGGAAACCGUUAUAUUGUCCAAAUUGGUCAGUUGGUCUAGCAUUUUAUUUGGGGUGGGGGCGCGUCCCUGGCUUUGGGCAGUAAGAGCACGAAACUUGAGAAAAUCAUUUUUCACAUUCGUCCCAAGCAUUUUAUCCUAAACUGAAAGAAGUCUGGAGAGAGAGAGCUGGGUGUCUAAUCCCAGCCCUGGAGAGACUAAGGCAGGAGAAUUGCUGUGAGUUCAAAGUCAGCUUAGACUGCAUGCAGAGGUCCAGGCCAAGAAUAAAGUGAAAUAAAAGGUGGUGCACACUUGCAUCCCAGCUCUCGGGAGGCAGAGGCAGGUGGUCUACAGAGUGACAGCCAGAGCUGUUUCACAGAGAAACCUGUCUCAAAACCAAACAACAAAAGACCAAAAAGCAAACAAAAACCCAAAAAACAAACAAAUAAACAAACAAACAAAAAACCUAAAACAGAAGAGAAUUAUACAUUGCCUGAUUUGUCACAAAGCGCUGGUUUAGCACCAGUCAGAAACAAAGCAAAAUCAGUGUUUUUAUGUUUCAGUGUUCAGGGGAUUAGUAAACCCAACAAGCCAUCUCCCCUCUGUUAAUUGAAAGCUAUCUAUACUUUAAAAAGAAAUCUUAUAAAAUUAAUUAAGAGGCCAAGGCAGGGGCAAAGUGACCACAGUUUGCAUCCUAAAUUUUCCAUCAGUAGACCCCUAAAUCAGAGGAGCGUGAAAAGGAUGGGUAAUGGGGCCUUGAGAACAAAACCCAGAGAAGCCACCACUGACAUGAGAGACCCUGUCUAGCUCUGAGUCACCAGGGGAUUCUGAAUUCUCUAAAGUAUACUAUAAAGAUGAACUUCACACGGGGCUGGGAAUGUAGCUCAGUGGUGGAGGGCUUUCCUGACAUUGCCAAAGGUCCUAGAUAGCAACGUUCCCAGCACCAUUAAAAAAAAAAAAAAAAGGAAAAUAACAGAAAGAAACACAAAUUUGUCAUGUGUUCCUCAAUUCCCGGCCCCAUCCCCCAACCUGCAAUUGCUGCAUUUUCCUGGAAGGAUACUUAAUGACCUUAUUUUAACUUAAUAGAUUCUAGGAUAUUCUCUGUCUUCCUAACUUAUACUUCCAAAGUAUUAGUGCCAGGUUAAUUACCUGCAACAACUAUGUUACUUUGAACCAUAUAAGAUUGUCUGAUGUAUUAGCCAGUUUAUUCUGUUUAAUUCACUGACACUCCUUGACACACCAGUCAGCUGCCUGAGAGCAAAAGGUCAUGAUUUAUUGUUUUUAAUAUCUACUGUGCUAGAUUCAGUGUCUCCUGUUAAGCAGUAUUUAACUGGUGAUGAUAGUAAUUAAGAGGUUUUAUUUUAAAGUAAAACAAAAUUUAAAAAGUAACAAAAUAGUAGUUUUCCAAUUCAGUUUUAAAGAUAGGCAUUAUUACUGAGCUAGGCAGUAAGCUGUGUUUACUAAGCAUGCACACCCUUAAACUAAGACAUUCAAUGUCUUAUUAGGGUCUCUGUUGUGAUAAAUAUGACCAAAAGCAACUUGGGAAGAAAAGGGUUUGUUUCAUCUCAGAGCUUAGACGUCCAUCAGUGAGGGAAGUCAGGGCAAGAGCCUGACUGGAAUGAAGCAGAGGCCGUGGAAGAUUCCUGCUUACUGGCUUGCUCCCAAUAGCUUUCCUGCUUUCUGAUAGUAUCCAGGACCAACCCAGAGGUCCCACAGCAGGCCAGUCGAUGGGGGCAUUUUCUCAAUCAAGGUUCCCUCUUCUGAAAGGACUAGUUUGUGUCAAGUUGACAUAAACCUCUGCAGCACACUCAGUUUCUUUGGGGAGUGCAAAGCAUCUUUCUUCAUGAAAACCAUAACAUACAGUAUUUGCUCACAAAACAAGGGUCUGGUCAAGAUGGCUAUGAAUGUAUCUUACAUGAGUUGAGUAUCUCUGAUCUGGAUGCCAGUUUUUUGAACUCAACCCCACCCUUUAAGCGAGUCAUCUGAUUUGAUACUUGACACAUUUUGUCCGAUAUUAGGAUUUAUUAUGUGUGUUAUUGGAGUCACUCAGGCAAAAAUAAGUGGGGGGGAUAUCUAUCUAUAUAUGGUGAAACCUUGUUGUAGGCUACAAUAAGCUCUUGGUAUACAUCAUUGAAUGUGACAGAUAAAACAGAAUUAAGAAUGGAGUAAUUUUCUAAUAGCUCAGAAUCAUGCCCUUGUUUUAACAGUUUCUGUCACUAUCCCAUCCUCCCCUAUGAAAAUAAUGGAGUAUAUUGUGAGCCUGUGAGAAUUUGCACUUUAUGUAUUGGUGUGUGGAUUUCUGUGGCUUUAAUCAAAUAAGACAUCCUCAGUAAUAAACAGGUCUCCAUAGGCA
Myodes glareolus (Bank vole) is the source of this 8603-nucleotide messenger RNA. It is a transcript of the gene Pgm2l1, whose product is annotated as phosphoglucomutase 2 like 1. Gene Ontology annotation, biological process: carbohydrate metabolic process. Lineage: Eukaryota; Metazoa; Chordata; Mammalia; Rodentia; Cricetidae. Gene Ontology annotation, cellular component: nucleus. Gene Ontology annotation, molecular function: glucose-1,6-bisphosphate synthase activity; intramolecular phosphotransferase activity. The record is from RefSeq and is a predicted model, not a curated record.